This is a messenger RNA of Protopolystoma xenopodis, 1593 nucleotides long. The record is from the annotation of a GenBank genome assembly. Lineage: Eukaryota; Metazoa; Platyhelminthes; Monogenea; Polystomatidea; Polystomatidae.
AUGACGCCAGACAAACUUCGCGUGGCCGAUUGGCUUAUACGUCAGAACUCCACAGACGAGGCUGUGUUACUGUCGUCCUCGGCCAUUUUGACAUUCCAACCGGCCGAUCCGAUCCCACCGACGGCCAGUUCAACUCGGGCCGAUGUAGCGCCCGGCCUGGCGGUCCCGAGGCCGGCGGGCGUGUGUGUUUCGCGUUCAGGGCCGUGUCUGCGUCGUGUCAAAGGGUGGAACUCGAGCGUCUGCCGGCUCGGUCGAGAGACGGAGACGGACUCGGUCGGUCGGGUCUGGCGUGGCAAGCGUAUCUCCAGUCUCCGUUCGCGCCUCAAAGGUUCAGUUGCCACGGCCACGGCCGAGGACGGCUAUGCCGGUUUGCAGUUGUCUCAUCCGCAUAUCGGCCUGACCAACAACCAGCCGGAUUCCGACCGACAGGCUCGAGGCAACGGUCGUCAUGACGACCGUGUCUGCAAGUGUGACUGUUGUUGCUGCUGCAGUCGGUGUCAACGGGCCGGGGAUCCCAAGACUCGAACCUUCGGCCGACCAAUCAAACGCACUCUUUUGGCCUAUUUCGGCUCUCAGGAGGCCAGAUUCACGAAUGAAACCAGCGAGAGCCGGGAGGCUGGACGCUGUCCAGUCGGCCAGCGACAGAUGAUGCUGGUGAUGGCGGUGAGCAAACGCCACAGGCACCAGCAUCAACUGGUCCGUCGUUCCGGGGCUGCGGAGGAGGGAGAGGCGGAGGAGUCGCGACGUUGGCGACGACGCAAAGGCGAGAAGACGACCACAGCGACGGAGACGGCGACGGCGACGGCGACGGCAACGGCAACGGCGAUGGUGAAACCGGACGACGCAGUGGCCAAAAUGAGAACGGCAAUGCCUCGACGACUCAACGUCGACGUCGACGUUGAUGUCGACGUCGUCUCAGUCGAGAACCGGCACCGUCUGGAGGCGGUGUCCGACUCGGUUGGGCUGUUGCGAGGUAGAGACGGCGAGCCGGACGGCGGAGAAGCAUCGGGUGAAGCACACGGCAGCCUGAAAUGCGUCGGACAGCACCAACGUCGGUCUCGUCUGCCGACGGAGGAUGCCACCAGCGCAUCGCCAACUCGUACUCGACGUCUCGACUCUGUUCGAGCCGUGGAGCCCAUCUGCUGGCCAACAUCGAAACAGGCAUCGCUGCCUCAGACGAUUGCAUCAAAACCCCACCUGCAUCACAUGUCCUCGGCUGGUCCGGGCUCUUCUGUCCCGCCCAACUGGAGUCUCCAUGGCGACUGCGUCGAGGCACAAGCCGACAAUCAUGCUCCACAUGCCUUCUCCUCAUCCUCCUCCUCUUCUUCUUCUUCUUCUUCUGCUUCUGCAUCUUCCUCUUCCUCCUCAUCUUCUUCGUCAGCGUCGGUGUCUUUGCCGUCGGGCGCCAAACCACCAGACGUCACCGGCGUUGCCGAGACGACUUCCGGCAUGCACUGGUCUCCAACUCAAUGGAACAACACUCGUAACGGCCUCAAGACGAGUCUGGGCCACGGGGAUGCACUUCAGAUGGAGCCUGAGGUAGGUAGUCCGUCUGGGCCGCAUGAUCUGGCGACAGGUCCUCGGGAGAAAUGA